This is a messenger RNA of Ostrea edulis (European flat oyster), 10179 nucleotides long. Its product is annotated as receptor-type tyrosine-protein phosphatase kappa-like. The transcript has 25 exons. Bases 4198 to 8013 code for a protein of 1271 amino acids. The record is from RefSeq and is a predicted model, not a curated record. NCBI's taxonomy places the organism in Eukaryota, Metazoa, Mollusca, Bivalvia, Ostreida, Ostreidae. Gene Ontology annotation, molecular function: protein tyrosine phosphatase activity. Gene Ontology annotation, biological process: protein dephosphorylation.
CUCUCUCUCUCUCUCUCCUGUAAGUGGAUAUAUCCAGUCCCAGGUGAAAUAACUAUCUGUAUUGAUGCGUUUUGUAGGCACGUGUAUUACUUGUAUUUUACAAGAAUUGAAUGUAUUUCACUCUUUGUACAUUUCAUUCUGUCAGUAUGUAAUUGACAGAUAUGAGUUAUCCACGUUCAGGUUCAUGUUAUUGACAUGAUACAGUCGCUAAUUAUCAUUUUGUCGUGUUAUAAAAGACAAAAUGACACAAAUCAACCACCAUACAUAUGAUACUUGUUUAAUGUUAAACUUCCCUCUUGAAAGUUUUUCUCUCAUAUGGAGACGUUACUAAAUUUGUUCUUGUAUUUUUGCUUUCGAUUCAUUCUGACCCCCAUUAACUUAUUCUGUUAUAUAGCUUCGUCUUUUUCAAAAUAAAUGAAAAAUUUUCAUCUCAUAUCAAUGUCUUCUUUUCACUACCUUUAUCAGGCAACAAGCAAAAGCUACUUUUAUUUUUAACAGGGAGUAAAAAAGUGCAAUCAUCGAUAUGGUUGAAUAGGCCUAACAAUGAAUAUACGAUAUUGACACAUGCAAAUACACGUACCUCCAGUAGCGGAUUGAAGGAGGGGGGGGGGGCGUAGCCGGUCCCCCCCCCCCCCCUAAAAUUUUCUAAUUUAAUGUAAAUCGAGAUCUUUUUAGAAAAAUGUAAACGAUAAAAGAAAGAAGCAAUACUUUCUUCCACACUCGGAGGAAUAAAUGACAAACUCUUUUGAUUUUCUUAAUUACUUUUAUUGGGAGAACUUACUUUUUUUCAAAAACGCUUAAAAUCUGCGUCAUUUUAAUUUUAUUAAUUUCACCUUAUUAAAAAUGACAGAAAAUUGUAAAAAUUACUACAUAGGAGACAUAUUGCAAGCCUUAUAAAAUCUGUAAAAUCCAGGAUCCACUGGAGGCCGCAAGAUGGCCCCCAGACCCCCUACCUCAUAAAAAUUUGCCCCCCCCCCCCCCACCUAACCGCAAUUCCUGGAUCCGCCCCUGACCUCUAUUGUGAAAAAUCCACAUAAUUCAUGGCAAAUGUAUGAAUCUUGCAGAACAAAGCAGUAACGCACCAAGGAAAUGAAGAAGAAAAAAUACGUGCAAGGAAAAUGGGGGGGGGGAUGUAUAUUUGAUGAACCUCAGUAUGUUCAAACAGUCAAGGAUAUUAAAGAUGCGAUACACGUUUACAGAAAGAUUUCUUUCAGAUUUUAAAUGUCUCCUAAAGCUAAAUAAAGACGACAAUUUUCCUUUGGGAGAAAACAAUUCCUUUUGGUUGCUGGUAGAUGUGGAAAGAUGGCAUGAUUUACAUUCUUCCGAACAUGUAUUCUGUUCAAAGGAGACAAAACAUCUAUUAAAAAAAUACAAUGUACAUGUAUGAAAUAGUGAAAUUUUAAUCUAUAAGAAUUGGUUUUCAGUGGCGGAUUUAAACCUCCCCUCUCUAUUUUUUUUUUUCAAAUUUAAGGUAAAUCGUGGUACAUGUACAGUAUCUUCUUUAGAAAAAUGCACUAAACGAUAAAAGAAGUAAUGAUUUAUUCCACUCCCGGGGAAUUAAAUGACAAAAUCUUUUGAUUUCUUGAAUAACUUCAUUGCAAGAACUUCAUUUUUUCCAAAAACCCUGAAAAUUUGCGUCAUUUUAUUAAUUUCACCUUAUUAGAAAUGAUAGAAAAUAGUACAAAUGACUGAAUAGGAGAUAUAUUUCAAGCCCUAUAAAGUCUGUAAAAUCCAAGAGCUUUCCGGGGGCUUCGCCCCCUGGGCCCCCAUUAGGGCUGAACUCAGACGCCCUGCCUCAUAAAGUGGCACCCCCCGUAACCACAAUUCCUGGAUCCGCCCCUGGUUUGCCUAAGAUUAUACGUAUUAAUAUAUUGGGAAAUGUUGAGUAUCUUUUCUGAUACUGUGCACAGUUCACCUCAAUGUACUACAGUACUUACACAUGUAGUUUAUGUAUGAAUGAAUUGGAAAUGUUUAAAGUAUGGAAUUCGGAAAUAGAUAUAUACAGUAGAUGAAGACCUGGAAGUGUCCGGUGUCUGAAUCAUUAAGUGUCCGUUCCUUUAUAACUGUCAGCUAGCGUUCGGUAAAAUAUUGCAAGUAUACAUAUCGAUAUAUCUUUAUUUUCAUAUAAUACGCAGUCGAAGCUUUAGAAAUGCCUUUGUUUUCCAAAUUAUGUCCACGAUAUGAGACAAUGCUCGUGUGCUACGUGUCUGAGAUCCAAAUUAUAUCUAUUACGAGGAUGUCCUUAUAGAAUGCAAACAAAUCAGAGUUUCCGUAUAGAUAUAAGAUACAUUCCGUUUAAAGUAUAAACAAAGAUUACGUACAGAGCGUGUUAAGCAGAAACAGUAGUUUUAUCUGAAAUUGUCCGUUGCUUUUCUCUGAAAGUACCCGUUAUAUCUAUAUAUUGUGAUAUAGUCUGUUCCUUAUAAGGAAUUAUUGUGAAAUCCCCAUAUCUGUUUUCUUAUUAGGAACUAAGUCCCCCUUUUAGACUGAAGUCCCCAAACUGACACUUCCGGGUCCCCAUUUUCUAAAUACAUCAAAUUAUAUUUCAAAUAAAAAGACAGACUCUGUCUGUUUUUUCCAGACUAAAUGCGAAGCAUGACAAAUUCAAGUACGUCAUAUUUGUCAUAAAAUCUCGUAGUCCCCCAAUUUGCGGUGUUUUGACUAGGUUCCUACGGGACGAUCCACGUGUCUGUGUGUUUGUGUGUGUGUGUUCGUGUGUGUGUGUGUUCGUGUGUAUGUGUGUUCGUGUGUGUAUGUUUGUGUGUGUUAAAGUACAAGUAGUUUGCCAAUUUAAGACCGAUUUUUACUAAAAUCGUGAAAUAGUUCUUUUCAAUACCCUACCGAUUCUGAUAGUAUUUUUCUGGUAUUUUUAUAUUUUUAACAGUAUUAUGUUAAAGUUGGGAGAGGCCAUUAGGCUAAUAUAUAUAUAUAUAUGAUUUUCCUAAUUAAAUAGUAAUAAUGUGGACCUUGUCAGGAAAAAGAUAUUGCAACAACAGCACCAUCCCACCCCCCGUUAUAAUACACGUAUAAACUACGUUACAUUUAUUUAUCAAUAUACUGUUCAUAAACGCCUUUCAUUGUAUGAAAGUAGUCAAAAGCAUACAUUGCGGCGAAUGAUUUAAUCUGUCUGAAAAUUGAAUACUUUGUAUUAGAAUUAUAAACACUAACAAUGGCUUAUCUAUUGAAUGUUUUACCCCUCUAUCAUGUAAUGUACUGCAAAUCAAUCAAUGAAAUUUUAAAAACAUUACUUAAGAAAAUAUAGGUCUUUAAAAUCCAUAAAUUCAAAGUAAUACUUCAAAUUGCUACCAUGGAGAUUUUUAAUUAAUUGAUUACGGUAAACAGUCUCAUAACUUUACUUCCGUAUUGAAUAAUAUAUGUGGCGCUAGCAUUCUAAUCUUUUAUUUCAAAAGAUAAGAUUGUGCAGCGCUAUAUUAAUGUUUCAGAUGAAAUAUUUAACGGCUUAGAUACAUGCUCUCUCUCUCUCUCUCUCUCUCUCUCUCUCUCUCUCUCUAUCUAUCUCUCUCUCUCUCUCUGAUUACAAGGAAAGCUUGUGGGGAAUACCCGACGACUUUUUGUCAGGUAAUGACUUGAGGUGUUAACACUGGGCUCCCUUUAUACCGACAACACGACUGAAUUACCGUCUGUAUUUAACACUGAACCCACUACUUCUGUUAACACACUGCUACACGUAGAUAUAAAUACAUAAUGGAUAUACAAAAGCACUGCUAUCGUUUAAUUUGUCGGGCGAAUUAUGAAUACAUCAAUUCGAUAAUAUAAUGAUGAAUUUUACAUCAUAAUACCCUCAGAAAAUUCAUCUUGUCCGUAUCUAAUUUUAUGAAGAGGUGAGAUCCGCUCCGCCCACAACACAAAACAAGAAACGGCCACUUCAAAAAGUGUACUUGUUUACUUAAUACUCAUAUACACCAUGUUUAAUUGAAGAUUAAAAUAAGGAAGUACUUAUACUUCUCGUGAAGGUUUGAUGCCGGCAGCCUGGUAGCAUACAUGCAUCUGACACAAAAUACGGCGCGCUCUGUUGUCUAAUUGUUUUAAAUGGAAUGUUGUUAAAUGUUUAAGAAAUCCCCGUGUUUACCUUUACAAAGUGGGUCACUUGACAGUUGUGUGCUCAGUGGUAUUUUGCCCUCUCCGGAUGAAUAAUUUUACAGGUUUUAAUUACAGAUUGUAACUUCCUCUUUCGGAAUGGCCGUCUUGAGAUGGACGUGUGUUAUUUUGUCGCUGGGAUUUAUAUAUUGUUACGACAACCUCAGCAGAAGAAGGACGACGACUCUAUCACAGAGCUCGACCCACGGAGAUCAAUAUGCAUCAUAUGCCAAUGAUACUGACUUGCGGACAAACUAUGGCCGGUGUGCCCAUACUGCUGCAGGACAGCUUAUAGCCUGGUUUCAAGUGGAUCUUGGAAAAGAGUACAGCAUAAAAAGCGUUAAAAUCUACUACAGAAGAGACGGUGAAAGACCUGGUGAUUGGAAGCAAUAUAGGUUUAAACAGUUUUAUCUGGACGUCUCUAACUCACCAGCUGCAGUGACUACCACGUCAGAGAGAACUCGAUGCUAUACCGACACAUCUCCGGAUCUACCCGACAAUAUAAUCGACAUUCCAUGUAAACAAACGGCAAGAUACGUCAUUGUAGAAACAACAUACGAUACUCCUGAAGAUGGAGCUACGACAGGAGCCAUCUUGGAAAUUUGUGAAAUACAAGUUUUCGGAUGCGAGAUUGGAAAGUAUGGUGAUCUAUGUUGGGACUGCAGUGGGUGUCAAACGUGUGACGUCAUCAGCGGUGUCUGCCCAUCGAUAACCUGCGGUGCUAACUGUAUGAAUGGUUUAUGUGACUCCACGACCGGAUAUUGUACUCAAGGCUGUACUAACGGAUACUGGGGAUACGGAUGUACGUCAUCACCCUGUGGAUACACGUGUACAUCAACCUGUCCACCAAACUGUCAAGGUGGAAAUUGUAAUAUGAUCAAUGGUAACUGUAACGGAUGUAGUAAUGAUAACUACUGGGGACAAACAUGUAAUAAUCGUUGUUCAGGAAACUGUAACGGAAGCGUGUGUGUUCAAAACACUGGGUAUUGUAGCAAUGGCUGCUCACCGGGACGAUACGGAAAUAACUGUGAACACAAUUGUAACGAGAAAUGUUUGUGGGACACUUGCAGACAGGACGUUGGUGUAUGUACGAACGGAUGCAUUGAUUCUUAUUACGGGUAUAAAUGUGAGUACGAGUGUAGUACUCAUUGUAGUCAGGGUAAUUGUGACAGAUAUAACGGUACAUGCAGUGGAUGUAGUAGCGGCUAUUUUGGUUCGUCUUGCCGAGACACGUGUAGCGUAAACUGUGCUGAGGGAACGUGUGAUCAACAGACGGGAAAAUGUCACGGAGGUUGUAAACCAAACUGGACCGGGAACCAGUGUGACAGAUGUGAUUCAACACAUUACGGACUUGGUUGUUCUCAGGAGUGUAAUGUUAAUUGCAAGGACCGUAUUUGCAACUCUGGAAAUGGAUUCUGUACUUCGGGAUGUAAAAUUGGAUUUUAUGGAAACACUUGUAGCGAUGCUUGCAGUUCAUCGUGUCCAUCGGGAUGCAACAGGUACUCCGGCGAUUGUGAGGGAACAUGUCCGAAUGACAAAUAUGGAAAACAGUGUGAUUUACCCUGCAGUCCGGGUUGUACAGGUGGAUGUAAUAAAGAUACUGGUGUAUGUGAUAGCGGCUGUGUUGUCGGUAAAUUUGGAACCAACUGUAGUGAAAACUGCAACACUGGGUGUAUUGCCGACUGUGGUCAAAAUGACGGACGCUGUAAAUGCAAAAUGGGAUGGCAAGGGGAUAAAUGUGAUAAAUGCAAGUCAGAUUACUAUGGUCAUUCAUGUGAUCAACAAUGUAGCUCGCACUGUGUAAAUGGAAGCUGUUUUACAAACAACGGGACGUGCGUGGGCGGUUGUACCGGGGAGUUCAGUGAUGACAAGUGUACCCAAGCUCUAUUAAGGAGUGAACCUGCAUCGUUCCCGAUCACGGAAGUGGGCGCUGGUUUAGGAGCUGUUCUGUUUGUGUUACUUGCUAUUGUCAUUGCUGUGAUUUUGUUAAGAUCAAGGCGACAGAAGCAUGCCAAUUCCUUGGAAUCUGCCGUCAGCUACCAUAAUGGAGAACCAUUCUCUUCAACAGAAAACAAAUUGUAUACAAAUAUUGGUAAUGUUUCCGUUUCGCUCGAAGACCCGGAUGAAGAGCCACAGAUAGAAAAACCGGAAGAAUCAGUUUACUACAAUGACCUCUCUGUAACUAAGGACAUAGCAGUAACAGACCUCCUUAAAAUCAUCACAGCGAGAGAAGCAAAGGAAAACGAAGGCUUUUUAAAGGAAUACAAGUCGCUGCCAUACGGAGAGCGAUUUGACUGCAGAACCGCGAAAUUGGAAGAAAAUAUGCCGAAAAACAGAUUUAAGACUACCUUUCCAUAUGACCAUUCGCGCGUGGUUUUAGAGGUUGACGAGGGAUUCACAUCAGACUACAUCAAUGCAAACUUCAUUGAGAACAUGGACGGAAAACGUGAAUAUAUUGCAUCUCAAGGUCCGCGGCCCAACACUUUGGUAGACCACUGGCGGAUAAUCUGGCAGGAACACGUGCAAUAUAUCGUCAUGUUGACCAACCUUAUAGAGGGACCCAAGAUCAAGUGUCAUCAGUACUGGCCAGACGAGGAGAAGGAGCUUGAUGUCAAUCCAUUUUCUGUCACACUCCUUGAAGAGAAAGUGUAUGCGUAUUACGUUGUCCGAAGAAUGACAGUGCGGAAGAAAGGGUCCACAGGGUCAAGGACUGUCGUACAAUUCCACUACACAAGAUGGCCUGAUCACGGGACUCCAAAUCCUCUGAACUUGUUAGUCUUCCAUAGACACUUCCGGCACAAAAUCAAUAUGUCUCAGCACCCCAUUCUUGUACACUGCAGUGCAGGGAUUGGACGAACUGGGACCUUUAUAGCUUUGGACGUCUUGUCGAGACACGGCGAGCGGAAGAGCAAGAUCAAUGUCAUAGAGUUUGUUAAAGCCAUGCGCAAAGAUCGGAUGACAAUGAUACAGAACGUAGACCAGUACAUAUUCCUGUACCAUGCACUGUACGAGUUCUUCAGAAGAAAGACAAGGUUUACAUGUAUAACAAAAGUAGAGUUUGUGAAACGUUUUGGAGAGAUGAACAAAAUCGAAACCAAAAAACAACUCUCAGAUGAAUUCAACGAACUAACAAGUUUGAAACCCAAAUAUAGCGCCAAUGAUUUCAAAAGUGGGAAGGAACAUUCAAAGCUAAAUGCAGCCAAGUCCGUGUUGCCAGUUGAUAAAUAUCUAGUCUAUUUGACGUCAAAUGUGAAAGGUCGAGACAGUUACUACAACGCCGUCAAUGUGUCGUCAUUCACCCGAGCUGAAGAGUUUAUUUCUGUGCAACAUCCGGUGCAUGGUGCCGCCAUUGAUCUUGUUCGUCUGCUGAUUGAUCAAGAGUCACAUUUCCUUAUUUCUUUGACCCCAUUGUCUGAUGUCGAUGAGCUUAAGGACUGGGUGAAGGAAGAAAUCCAAAAUAUAAAGCUGGAACCAUACGAAAUCACCAAACAUUCCCAAACAAUCCUCUCGGAAUGCAUCAGAAAAACCAGUAUAGGAAUAAAAAAGAAAGAGGGAAACAAGACCCAGAGCGUGCAGAUUUUUGAAUGCCUAACCUGGCGCCCCAACGAUAUCUUACCAGCAGAGACUUCCUCACUGACAGAUCUAGUCAAACAAUUUAGCCUCGACCGAAAAUCAGAACCAAAAGGACGUGUAACAGUUAUGUCAAAAGAUGGGGCGACAUCGUGUGGAAUAUUCUGUGCAGUCUAUAAUGCCAUAGAACAACUGCAACAAGAUGACGAGGUGGACCUUUUCACUAUUGUGCAGCAACUGCAAUGUCGCAGACCGGAAAUGAUAUCCAAAAAGGAAGAAUAUGACUUCUGUUUUAAAGCUGUCGGUGAUUACAUGAAUUCGGACAGUGUAUAUGCAAACACCUGAGAUGAGAUCUUUGGAUGUAUAUAAUAGUGUGCUGUAGCAGAUUUCCCAUGAUGCACAGGAAUAGAACAUUUUGUUAUUGUUUUUGUUUUAAACUGUUUGUUCAUGACCUACCGAUAUAUUUAUUAUAUAUAAAACUGCAAUAUGAUCCUUUUGGAAAAAGUAGGGGAAAACAGUUUUCCCAAAAACAAACACUACUUUGCAGUUUUAUGGUGUAUAGGCAUGUUGAUAAUUUCGAUUUUGUUGACAUGAUUGUUAUAUUGUUAUAUUUUGACAUGAUUGUUAUAUUUUGAGACAAACACACAGGAGUUAUGCGUGAUAAACACGUGCAGUCAGUCGAGACUGAAUAACUUCUCGAGUUCUCAAAGUACAGUUUAGUUCAUCGAAUCUUCCCUAUCAGUUCCACCAUAAUCUGUGAGUCGAUGGACUUCUUCACUUGAUUUUUUUUCCGCCUGAUGAAGGUUUUCAUACUCCCGUAAUCAGAGAGUCGGGACAUAUGGAGUUUGAUCUACCUGUCUGUUUGUCGCAAAAACUUUAACCUUGAUCAUAUUUUUUGAAAGGAUAGUUAUAGAACUUUCAUGUUUUACCUAUAUAUUUCUGUGACAAAACAUUUCUAUUGGAACCAGAAGUUUUUUCCUUGUGACCUUCACCUUAUAGUUUAACCUACUUUUGAAAACGUCAUCGUAGACCAUAACUAUUGAGUGGUCAGUGUAAUGGCUUUCAUAUUUCCCACAUGCAUUGCUUUUGACAAUAUCUUUCUUUGAAUAACAAAUUGUUUUAUCUCUUGACCUGAGAGUUUGACUUUAAAAAAAACCUUUACCAUAACUUGGUAUGGUAAGUGAUAGGGCUUUCAUAUUUCAUGUGUGUAUUACUUUUAUCAUGACAUUUCUAUUAGUAUUAAAACUUUUGAACUCAUGACCUUUGAGUUUGACCACCAUGUUCCUUUUUUGAAAAAUCAACUUGGGUCAUGAAUUUGAAUGUUCAUCAAUAGGGCUUUCAUAUUUCACAUGUGUAUUUCCUUUUACAAGACCUUUCCUUGGGAAUCAUAAUUACAUUGGCGUCACACAGUGCAUCAAUGUUUUGCGAACACAUAUGGUCAUCUUUAGCUCAUGCAUUAUAAUAUAAAUGAGUUUUACAUCCUUAUAUGCUUUGAAACUAUGAUGUAUCAACAUAAUUAGUGAUGCAGCAAAUUAGAUACGGUCUUUAAUCGCACUUGUUUAGUAUUCUAAUCAGAGAACUUGUUGAAAAUUAUAACACUGAUACUUGUAUUUUGAUUAUGAUUGUGUAUAUCAGUGACUGUCUCUGGUAGUAGCUUUCCAAUUGGUAUGUACAGGGUAGUUUGAUGAUGUGUUUCAAGUGUUGAUGUUUUAUAUAUUUUUAGAAUAUUUUAUUUAUAUACGUGCUAGUAAAGGUAUGACACGAUGAUUAGAUCUCCUGAGCAUAAGGCUGAAGUGAUCUUGUCUGAGAAAAAUGCGUCUGUUGUCUGUCGUCAUUAAAGCUACCGUAAUUCUCGACUUAUAUGUUCAUCUAUAACUUCUUUGUCAAUCUCAACCAAACAUGACACAGUGUAUCGAUUUCCAAGAGCUUUAAUCAGAAAAUAGGGUUGGUGUUAACAAAAUCUUUUCACGAACCUUUAACGCUGUAACUCAGAGGUUCCUUAUGUGGUAGAAAUUUAGGUUUUGUAAUAUUCACAUAUAACGGAUGGGGCUCCUGUGGGGUUAUGCCGGCAUAGAAAUAACCGGGAAACGAGGAUCACACUGGCAGCGCCACAAAUAUAUAUAUAUAUAUAUAUAUAUAUAUAUAUAUAUGAAUUUUCUUUCCUUUAAUUCAAGGUAAGCUUGUCAAGAUUGAUAUGGAAGACCCCUAUAAUAAAAUAAAAUCUGUUUUCAACAGGAUACUUGCGAUCAUAAUGAUGGCUUCAAGUAUAUUAAAGGAUGUGUUUAAAAUCCCUAAAUGUACAGUUGAUCAAUUGUCUGCUUAAAAUGAAAGCUGAAAAUAACGAACAGUGAUCAGGUGGAGUGGAUUCAAUGUUUUACACUUUUAAUGCUGUAACUGUUUGCCAGCAAGGUGGUUCAGUCGGUGAGCAUUGUGGUCCAUAGAUCUUUUGUUAUUUGUUUCUAGUUUUGUUCUCUGUACAGUGAAUAAUAAUAAAAACAUCUCAUUAUUGUA